Drosophila serrata is the source of this 921-nucleotide messenger RNA. Its product is annotated as putative gustatory receptor 93b. Gene Ontology annotation, biological process: sensory perception of taste. The record is from RefSeq and is a predicted model, not a curated record. Gene Ontology annotation, cellular component: membrane. NCBI's taxonomy places the organism in Eukaryota, Metazoa, Arthropoda, Insecta, Diptera, Drosophilidae.
AUGGUCAAAGUACUCAUUAGCGAAUUGGACAUGUUCAAGUUCCUUCGUCAGAGAAGUGUUUCCAAACUCUCCGCCGUAAUUCUCCGCUGGAUGUUCUACAUAUAUAGAUCCUUUGGCAUUUCCUGGUUCAAGUUCAAAACUACAACUACUAACCAAAUGACGAUGGAAGAAAUUGGUCCGUGCUGGAAGUGGUCAUUGAGUAUCCUUCGCGUGGGUGGCCUAUUGUUCCUGAUACGGCUUUUUAUGAUAAAGAAGUAUUGGAUUAUAGAUAUCUAUGUGUCCGUAUGCAAUAAAGUUCUCUUGCAUAUCGCCGUUGUGGGCUAUAUAGCAUUGGGACUGCUCUACGCCGACUUGAACGAAUAUGUUUCCACCGAGUUCAGAUCCCAACUGGAGUCCCUGGAAGAGAAGCCCACCGGUCGGAAACUGAGGAAGACCCGCAAGAACUUGGACAAAUGUUUGAGCCUUUACAAAGACGUGCAAUCUUUGACAUCCAUGUUUCAAAGGAUAUACGACCUGAUGCUACUUUUUAGCUUGGGGCAAUCAUGCAUUAAAGUUGCCUUGGCCUCUUACAGUACCUUUAUCAUUCUCGAUAUUAGCUUGCCAUGGCUGUUGUCAAAGAUCUCUUUUGAAAUUCUAAAUAUGUUGCUUUUGACCUUAUCAGUGCAAAGGACAAAACUUCAGUUCGGAAAUAUCCAUAGACUGGUGUUAGAGAAUUGUCAUCUAAGUGAAAAUAAGGAGUGGCAUAGAACUCUGGAAGUGUUUUUCACCCAUCUGAAUCUCUACGAAUUUCAAAUUCGUCCAUUGGGCUUAUUUGAAAUAUCCAAUGCACUCUUGGUGAAUUUUCUCUCGGCCUUGAUUACCUAUCUUACCGUAGUCAUUCAAUAUGGAAUGCAGCUGGACAUUAUAACCUUAAGGAACUAA